This is a messenger RNA of Volvox carteri f. nagariensis, 1872 nucleotides long. RefSeq names its product protein monooxygenase. Gene Ontology annotation, molecular function: dopamine beta-monooxygenase activity; copper ion binding. The coding region runs from base 1 to 1872 and encodes 623 amino acids. The transcript is spliced from 10 exons. Lineage: Eukaryota; Viridiplantae; Chlorophyta; Chlorophyceae; Chlamydomonadales; Volvocaceae. The record is from RefSeq and is a predicted model, not a curated record.
AUGGCCCGCCUCCUGCGCGGUGUCUGGGUAGCUGGGGUGCUCGCGGCGAUUGUCCUCACUUCGCCUUCGGCCAAUGCGGCAAGCUGCUACCAGUUCCUUACAAAAGAUGAUUAUCCUAGUUGCUUACAACUAGAUGCAAACCUUGUCCUUUACUGGAAGAUAAUAGAUAACCAGACGCUGGAGCUCGCGGCUGAUGGUGAUGGGUACAUGGACUGGAUAGCCAUCGGCAUUUCGGAGGCGGGUAUGAAGGGAGUGGACUAUAGUGUUUCAUACCUUCCUACCCAAGGCUCCUCAUGGCUCGUUGGAGAUUACUACACCACAGGUGACUUGACCCCUACCUAUGAUGAGGAACAGAAUAUUAUCAUGUCCACCAUGCCAGUGUUCGAUAAGGAUAAUCGCACAUUUGCGGCGAUUCAGCGUCCUUUGGACUCCUGCGAUGAUGAGGAUACUCCAGUCUACCUUGAUGUGGAACGGUCCAUUAUCUGGGGCUACAGCUGGAACACGAAUUGGGACCAAGCCAAGAACUUUCUGUUCACUAAGGGCAUCCUGCCGGGUGUACGGCUGUUCACAUCCGCCAACUCAACCGCAACCGUCGUCAACACCUCAAUCGACGCAACUGUAAGCGUUCCACAGGCGGCCUCGGCUCGCCUCGCCAUGCCCAAUUACCCCGUGCCACCCAAUUCCACCACCAUCGCCUGCGUCAACCUGGCGCUGCCGAACACAACCAAGUAUCACGUAGUACGGUACCAGGGCUUCGCCGCAACACCGAUGGUGGUCCGCAUGGUGGGCUACGUGUGCGCCGCGGGCGUCGUGCCGAAGCAGCCGUACGGAGUGCCGUAUGAUUGCAGUGCGGCCACAACGCUGCUGCCGGGGCUGCCAGGGACGCUGCCUCUGGGCUGCGAGACGCUCAACUUUGUGUGGGCGCCCGGUGCGGGGCCAUUCGAGGCCCCGCCGGAGGCGGGCUUCCUGAUCGGUGCAGAUGCCGCAACCAGCAUGGUGCUGCAGGUGGUCUAUUGGAACCCGGACGGUGUGGUAGGCCAGGUGGACUCGUCGGGCUUCAGCCUGGUGUACACGCCACAGCUGCGAAACGCCAGCCUGGGCGUCCUGACAGUGGGAAAUACCGACAUGCGCAUCCCGGCCGGCAACGACUCCUUCCAGGCGCUGCCCAACAUCUGCCCUUCGGACUGCACCGCGAAGCGGGUGCUGGCGCCUGUGACGCUCGUGUCUAACUUCUUCGUCAUGGGCGGCAUGGGUAAGAGCAUGCUAACGAGGCACAUCCGCAACGGUAGCGCCAUUAUGCCCGUUGGCCGCAUCAACUAUUGGGACCAGAAGUACGCGGGUUUCCAAGCCGUUUUUCCUGAGUCACGGACGCUGCUGCCCAACGACACCGUCAUUAGCGUGUGCACUUACGACAGCUCCAACGCCACCAAAAUGAUCUACUUCGGCUACGAUAAAGGCAGUGAGCUGUGCUUCAACUACAUCACCUUCUACCCCACGACCGCCAUGCCCGAUCUCGACUAUUGCAUCGCGCGCACCCGCGACAACGUGUCCACGUGCAGCACCAGGACUCGCCUGACGCCCUACGCUCAGAAGGCCACUAGUGACAUGUAUUGGAAUGGCACCCGGCUCCAAGUGGGCCCGCUCAGCAUUGCAACUUACAAGUCGCAGGAGUGCCAGUUGCAUGACGCACUUGUCGUAACGCCGCAGCGUGCGCCCAACACCAGGGCGGCUGUUGCAUCCAUUGUGCUGGUGCCGAUCGUCCUGGUGCUGGUGGGAGUUAUCAUCUGGACCAAGUACAGCAAAGAGGAGGAGAUGGAGCGGCUUCUGGAGCAGGCCCGAGCUGGAGUCCUCGACCCCCUGCCUGCGGACUGA